GUACACAGAGAAACAAAUACAGAGAGGCAGAGGCGCCAUCAUCUCCCUUCUUCUUCACCCACAAGCCUCUAGGUGCCUCACAAGUCCUCCUCCGCUGUCAUCUCCCCUCUCCACUCCUCCCUGGUUUGUUCAAGAAACUUUCUUUGGACAAGAUGGGAGUGCAGAGGUACAGGUUCUUCUGCUGCGGGUGUGGCGCCAAUGCGGCGGCCGACGGCCGGGAACGCGACGAGGACGGGGGCUUCGGGGUGUCCGACGGCAAGGCCGAGAAGGGGGUCGAGGCCGGCCCGCGGGGGCUGUCGUGGGCGCAGGUUGAGGCGAUGACGGGCGGGUUCACCUCGGCCGUGGUCGGCGAGGGCGGGUUCAGCACCGUGUACCUGGCGCGCCUCUCCGGCGCGCUCGCCGCCGUCAAGGUCCACCGCAGCAGCGAGCGCCUCCACCGCGUGUUCCGCCAGGAGCUCGACGCGCUCCAGCGCGUCCGGCACCCGCACAUCGUCCGCCUCCUAGCCUUCUGCGACCAGCAAGACGAAGGCGUGCUGGUGCUCGAGUUCGCGGCGAACGGGAACCUGCACGAGCGGCUCCACGGCGGGGGCAAGGCCGCGGGGACGAUGCCGUGGGCGCGGCGGGUGUCGGUGGCGCUGCAGGUGGCGCGCGCGCUCGAGCACCUGCACGACCGCUGCGAGCCGCAGGUGGUGCACGGCGACGUGAAGGCGUCCAACGUGCUCCUGGACGCGUCCAUGUCCGCCAAGCUGUGCGACUUCGGGUCGGCGCGGAUGGGGUUCUCGGCCGCCGUCCGCCCGCGCUCGUCCGCGCGCACCAUGCUGGGCUCGCCAGGCUACGUCGACCCGCACUACAUCCGCUCCGGCGUGGUCACCAAGAAGAGCGACGUGUACAGCUUCGGCGUCCUGCUCCUGGAGCUGCUCACGGGGAUGGAGGCCUUCUGCGCGGAGGAAGGCCGGCUCCUCACUGCCGUCGUCGCGCCGCGGCUCAGGGCAGGCGACCCGCCCUGCGACGCGCGCGGGUUGGUCGACGAGAGGCUCGGCACCGCCUACGACGCCGCCGAGGCCGCCGCGGUGGCGGCGCUGGCCGCGGCCUGUGUCGGCGACAACCCCAGCCUCCGGCCGUCCAUGGCCGACGUGGUGCGCACCCUGGAGCAGCGCGCGCAGGGAUCCAUCUCCGCCGUGGAGAGGAGAUCGGACGGCCAGAGGAAGGUGUGAGCCACGAGGGCGGGGUCGUCGCGUCCUCCGAGGCGCCCAGAUCUGGCUUGCCGACUUGUUAACUUGCGGUGCUGACGUGCGUGCAUCGCACACGUGGCGCGCGAACAUUGGUUGCUAGGAGAACAAAGCGUUGCUGGUGUGCGAGCACAUCAAAAGGACGAAUCAAAAAAGAAGUGGAGAAAAGCGUGGUGAAAAUUGAAGAGAGAGAGAGAGAGAGAGUUGAUUAGGGGAAAGGUUUGGAGGAGGUAAAAAGGCAGGGCUAAUCUGUGUGCUGAUGGGGGGUUUGCAUCAUAUGUUAUGUGCCAAAGCAGCAUCUACUUGGGAGAGCCCAAAAAAUAUGGAUCGUGCAGCACACGAUUCUAAGAUUUUGUUGAUUCUUAUUGGUAGUUUCUUUUGUUAUUUUGGCAAAGUACAUGGAGUGUUUCUUCUUUGUACCUAUAAUUUAGCUAGAUUUCAAUUUGUAUUGGAUUUGUUGAGAGCUUGGUUUGUUAAACCUGUGUGAAUGGGGAAAAAA
Molecule: messenger RNA, 1728 nt
Organism: Zea mays
Lineage: Eukaryota; Viridiplantae; Streptophyta; Magnoliopsida; Poales; Poaceae
Product: protein kinase domain containing protein
Biological process (GO): protein phosphorylation
Molecular function (GO): ATP binding; protein kinase activity
Source: RefSeq, marked provisional